Molecule: messenger RNA, 1410 nt
Organism: Prorocentrum cordatum
Lineage: Eukaryota; Dinophyceae; Prorocentrales; Prorocentraceae
Source: the annotation of a GenBank genome assembly
GGUCCUGGUCGUGGGUCUCGUAUACGAAAUUCCCUCACUGGGGCGCGCGGUUCUUGCAUACCGCUUCCCCGGGCGGUGGAAGUCUGACUGGGGCAAGGGGGGGUGUGAUGUACCAAGAAAGUCUAGAGGAUUUCUGCCUCCCAAGGUGAGCUUCGUGGUGUCGAGGACGACCCAGCCGUGCGCCCCUCGCACCAGGGCCGCCGCCGUGCAGACGGAGCAGCCCGCGCGCCCGCCGCCGAUGCCGGGAGCUCUCGAGGAGCUGGCGGCGCGGAGGCGCGCAGCCGUGCCGAGGGCUCGCCGCAGGAGGGGGCAGGCGAAGGUCCGCCUCUGCACCUCGGAGCGCCAGGUGCUGGCCUUCGAGGAGACGCCCCAGCACACGAGGGUGACGUGCCUGCUGGGCGCCAUGAGGCGCAUCAAUGCCCGCGGCCGAGGCUGCUGCAUGCUCCACGUCAGCGUGGCCGCUGCGAGGCAGUGCCUUGACGCCAUCGAUCUGGAGCGCUGCGGAGGCGUGGACUUCGGCGGACGGCAGUGCCCGGCGUGCUUCGCUCUGGUCGACCCGGGGCCUCCCUGUGAUGAGACGGACGGCGGCAUGCUGCAAGAUUGCGAGACUUGUGGGAGCGAGAUCUACUCUCUGCCGCCCAAGGUGUUGUCAUCCGCGGGGUCGACGCCCAUGGCCUCGGACGAGUCGCCUGCCAAGGCCCUGGCGCCUGCAAGCCGCGUCUCGGGGGCAUCCAAGUUCAAGAUAUCGCUAGACAGGAGCGACGGAGCCAAGCUGGGGAUCGACGUCGAUAUCAGCCACUGUUCCGCGGUGCUCGUUAAGAACGUCCUCGAGGAGGGUCUGGUUCACCAGUGGAACACCGCAACGAAAAGGCGGAGGUCAGAAGCGGUGAUUUUUUUAUCGAAGUUAAUGGAAUUUGUGGGAGCUCGAAUGCGAUGCUUGCAGAGUUGUCUGAGAAGAAGCCGCUGGAGAUCGUCGUCCUAAAGAGCCCUAUCUACAGCCGACGAGCCAGAAAUCAGUUUGCCUCGCAAGAGAGAGUGGUUGAUCGUGUGAAGGCAGAGGAGGAGGAGCGGGCCUAGGCGAAGUCGAAUUUUGAGAGUUAGUGACAUGUGAAUGGAUUCAUUUUCGUUGGCGCAAGGGGCAGCGGCUUUCUGCAUGAGCUGAUCUCUCGUAUUAGGUGACGAGUUCGACCCGCUGCAGGUACAUGAGCACAUCAGCGACGGUUCGCCACGGAGAAAGAGCUCACCGCAGGCGCAAUCAUCUUACUAUGCGGGCCGAACUUCCGUACAAUGGCCGAACGUCCGUCCAAACGGCGCUCUCGCCUCGGCGCGGGCAGCACACCGCCAGCGUCACCUGCACGCCGUGGCCAGUUUAAGAGCGAAUCGUGAGGAUGUCUCAUCAGCAGAAGCCGG